GGGAAGGCGAGACAGCUCAAUCCUACACAUGACAUCUCAAUCUCAAUCUCUUUCGUAGUGUUUUUUGUUUUUAAAUACAUAAAAAACCAUUCAUUCUGUUUCGUUCCACUCCCUAAUAGCUGCUACAGUUACAGCAUAACUUCUAUUCUAUAUUUCUUUCUACUCGCAAGCAAAUCAGAAGAAGAGAAUGGCAGCAGCAGAGGGGCUAAACAGAGAGCAGUACGUGUACUUGGCGAAGCUGUCGGAGCAGGCGGAGCGGUACGAGGAGAUGGUGGAGUUCAUGCAGAAGGUGGUGGUGGGGUCGACGCCGGCGUCGGAGCUCACGGUGGAGGAGCGCAACCUCCUCUCGGUGGCCUACAAGAACGUCAUCGGCUCGCUGCGUGCCGCGUGGCGCAUCGUCUCCUCCAUCGAGCAGAAGGAGGAGGGCCGCAAGAACGACGACCACGUCUCCCUCGUCAAGCACUACAGAUCCAAGGUCGAGAACGAGCUCACUCAGGUCUGCGCCAGCAUCCUCAGCCUCCUCGACUCCAACCUCGUACCCUCCGCCUCCGCCAGCGAGUCCAAGGUCUUCUACUUGAAGAUGAAGGGCGAUUACCACCGCUAUCUCGCCGAGUUUAAGGUUGGGGACGAAAGAAAAACCGCUACUGAGGAUACCAUGUUGUCUUACAAGGCUGCCCAGGAUAUUGCUUCUGCGGAUCUUCCCCCUACUCACCCCAUCAGAUUGGGUCUUGCUCUCAACUUCUCCGUCUUCUACUAUGAAAUCCUCAACCAGUCUGAUAAAGCGUGUGCCAUGGCUAAACAGGCUUUUGAGGAAGCAAUUGCUGAGCUGGACACCUUGGGAGAAGAAUCUUACAAAGACAGCACGCUCAUAAUGCAGCUUUUAAGAGACAACCUCACCCUUUGGACUUCUGAUGUUCAGGACCAGCUAGAUGAGCCCUGAUAUCCCUUAUAGGUUGAUGGGUGGUAUUCUUCCUCUCAUGGAGGUGGGCUUUGAAUGUCAUUUAUUUGUGCUAAUUAAGAAUCGCCCUAGUUUAUAAAAUGAUUGGCAAUCUGUGAUAUAAUGUUGUAUGAACAGAGACCAGGCUUCUUUUUUUUGUGUCAUAUGGUAUUGGAAAGGAUACUGUAUAAUGGGAUAUCCAAUUAAUUAUUAUCUGUUGCAAUCUUUCUUGUGUUA
Messenger RNA from Glycine soja, 1174 nucleotides. RefSeq names its product 14-3-3-like protein B. The record is from RefSeq and is a predicted model, not a curated record. Gene Ontology annotation, cellular component: cytoplasm. Bases 188 to 940 code for a protein of 250 amino acids. Gene Ontology annotation, biological process: signal transduction. The transcript has 4 exons. NCBI's taxonomy places the organism in Eukaryota, Viridiplantae, Streptophyta, Magnoliopsida, Fabales, Fabaceae.